AUUCUAUAAAAUUUUAAGAUUAUUAUCAUUUCACAAUGUGGUAGUCAAAAUAAUCUAAAACAAUAACAGAACAGUCUAAAAUGGAAACCUCGGAUAGUACUGAUUCUGAGGAGGAAAUAUUGAUAUACGCAGAGUUUGAUGAAAAUGUGGAAAUUGGAUCUUACAGAAGUAUUCACGGUCUAGGUGUAGAUAGUAAGAAUCCCAUUAUUCAAAUGGAUGAUACUUUCUUUACUGGAAAAUAUGAAACUCCAAAUGGGACCUUCAUGUUUUUUGAGCCAGACCUGUCUCCUCUACCCGAAGACCACAUAUUUGAGAGAGUCCCUGAGAACCGUCUCAAAUAUAUCUGCAAGACAAGGAAAUUCCUGAACAUGAGCCAUGCUUAUGUCACACCUAAAGAAGGCACAGCUAAGGACACAAAAAGUAAUUUAGGUAUGAUAGAUGAUGAUGUGCAAGUUGUCACUUUCAAUUCAAUUCAAGAAGCCAUUGAGAAGUUUAAAAGUGACUGGACUCCUACAGAUGACUUGGAAGUUAAAUCUUCUGAAGAAAACAUUGAAAAUAGUAAUAGAGAUGAAUCCCGUACAACUAAAAUGAACUUAGAAGACUCAAUGGAAAUAGAACAAGUAACAUAAUAUUUAAAAUAUGUGUAAUAAGUACAUACUUAAUUUAUAAGAUUAAAGACUAUUGUUAAAAUGUUA
Plutella xylostella (diamondback moth) is the source of this 695-nucleotide messenger RNA. NCBI's taxonomy places the organism in Eukaryota, Metazoa, Arthropoda, Insecta, Lepidoptera, Plutellidae. The record is from RefSeq and is a predicted model, not a curated record.